UCUAACUUGUGAAAACCUUCCACAUAGAUCUCCUCAUCACCUUAAUGGCCUCCGAGCUCUCUGUGAUUCUCCCUCGCGUUCUCAUCGUCUCUAGACGCAGCCUUCGCAAGAACAAGUUCGUAGAUUUUGUGGGUGAAUACCAUCUUGAUCUUAUAGUAGGCUAUGGUGCAGUACCGGUGAUUGUUCCCCGUGUUAAUGGGGUUCAUAUGUUAUUAGAUAGCUUUGAGCCCAUCCAUGGCGUUCUUCUCUGUGAAGGAGAGGACAUUGAUCCGUCUCUAUAUGAGGAGGAAUCCUCUGCUCUUCCCCCAGAAGAGCUGGAAGAAAUCAAGAGGCUUCAUUCCAGCGAUACUGCUAUUGAUAAAGAAAAGGAUACGAUCGAGUUGAGGCUUGCAAAGCUUUGCCUGGAAAGGAACAUCCCCUACUUGGGAAUCUGCAGGGGUUCCCAGGUACUAAAUGUUGCAUGUGGGGGUACCCUUUUCCAAGACAUAGAGAAAGAAGUAUCAAAGAAUUGCCCAGAAGGGCAGAGAGUGAAGCACAUUGAUUAUGAUAAUUAUGAUGGGCAUAGGCAUGUGGUUAAGGUGGUGGAGAACACCCCCUUGAACCAAUGGUUCAAGGAUUCUUUGGAGGAAGGGAAAAUGGAGAUUUCAGUUAAUAGUUAUCAUCACCAAGGGAUUAAGAGAUUGGCCCAGCGCUUUGUACCAAUGGCAUUUGCGCCUGAUGGUCUAAUUGAAGGGUUUUAUGACCCGGAUGCUUAUAAUCCUGAAGAGGGUAAAUUUAUUAUGGGACUCCAGUUUCAUCCUGAGAGAAUGAGGUGGUCGGAUUCUGAACAAUUUGAUUAUCCAGGAUGUCCAUCUGCUUACCAGGAAUUUGUGAAGGCGGUUAUUGCUUACCAGAAAAAGGUUAACAUCACAACAUCAGUGCCAAAGCACCAAAAGCUCGAUCAAGAAAUGUUGGAGAAGAAAAGGAAAAGUAUCGUUCGUAGUUUCUCAAUUGCAAGGAAUAUAUACACAACUGGCCGUGAGAUGGCUCCCUGGAAAGAAUCUGAACUCGAAGCUGGAGCAGAAUUUCUUGAGUCAAACACAGCAAUGAGUUUGCAACAAGAGAAUAGGUUGAAGCAGAUGGGUGCAACAGUGAGGAAUGCAGGCUCCUACAUAGAGAGAUUGAAGUUGAAUGGGGAGAAAGAAAAGAUGGCAAGGAGUGUGAUGGUGAAAAUGUCGGUAGAACAGUUGUCUGAUAUGAUGUCUUUCUACCACAUGAUGAGGCAGAUAUGUUCAGAAGUGUUGGAAAGGAAGCUAAAUGGCAUUGUCAAUGACGUUCCUUCUUGAGCUUUUUCCCUUUCCCCUGCUUUUUGGGUGUCUUUCCAUGUUAAAAGGGUGAUCCACUCUUUUUGGGAAUCAUAUGAAUAUUAUUGGUGUACCUAUGGACUUGUACUUGCCUCUCGUUUCUUUCUAUAAAAGAGAAAAAUAUGUUUGUUUU
Corylus avellana is the source of this 1476-nucleotide messenger RNA. RefSeq names its product putative glutamine amidotransferase GAT1_2.1. NCBI's taxonomy places the organism in Eukaryota, Viridiplantae, Streptophyta, Magnoliopsida, Fagales, Betulaceae. Gene Ontology annotation, cellular component: cytosol. Gene Ontology annotation, molecular function: hydrolase activity, acting on carbon-nitrogen (but not peptide) bonds, in linear amides. The record is from RefSeq and is a predicted model, not a curated record.